Messenger RNA from Trachymyrmex cornetzi, 1288 nucleotides. RefSeq lists its product as uncharacterized. The transcript has 4 exons. The annotation marks the transcript as partial. NCBI's taxonomy places the organism in Eukaryota, Metazoa, Arthropoda, Insecta, Hymenoptera, Formicidae. The record is from RefSeq and is a predicted model, not a curated record.
AUGGAACGCAUCACCAUCGAACAAGAAAUGGCACUCACUCCGCGCUACUAUAUCCCUCAUCACGCUGUAUUAAAGGGCAGCAGCCUAACCACUAAGUUGCGUGUGGUGUUCGAUGCGUCGUGUAAAAGCAGCACCGGCAUUUCGCUCAAUGAGUGCCUCUCAGUAGGACCCACCUGCAAGAAGAUCUGUUCUCGAUCUUACUACGCUUUCGUACCUUCCAACGAAUCGCAAACACCGCUUCAAACAAUUCUCUGGCGUACUGAUUCAAGCGAAAAGAUGGCAGCAUUUGAAUUGAAAACUGUGACAUACGGCACAGCAUCCUUUCUUCCUUUCAUAGCCGUGAGAGCUAUGCAGGAGUUAGCCAACACAUACGCCUCAACCUACCCAGUGGGAGCCAAUACUGAGCAAGAAAUUAGAGUCCUACGGAAUGAAACCAUCAAGAUACUAAACUCGGGAGGUUUCCAUCUCAGAAAAUGGGCGUCCAAUUGCCCUAAGCUAUUAGAGGACGUACCUCAUGCCGACAUCUGCGAGCCCAUUCACUUCAUUAACACGAACGAAGAGGUGUCUACGUUGGGCAUGCUUUGGAAUACAAAAACCGAUGAUCUUCAAUAUCAUAUCGAUCCCUCUGAUCACACCAGGAUAACCAAACGGAGCAUGUUGUCUAGGGUAUGGCAGCUUGAUUUGGCAUGGGAUGAAACCGUACCCAUGAGCUUACACACUGCAUGGACAAGGUUCGCAUCCCAGCUGAGCGCCGUUGGCGAACUCAAGGUACCACGUUACGUAGCAUGCAAGAAUGCAGUCAGCAUUCAAAUCCAUGGUUUCUCUGAUGCAAGUGAGAAGGCAUACGGAGCCUGCGUCUACCUCAGGGUCGCAGGCCCGCAAGGUCAAAUCUCCACGCGGUUGCUGUGCUCAAGGUCCCGCGUUGCCCCCCUGAAGGCGAUUACCUUGCUACGGCUAGAGCUAUGCGGGGCAGUAUUGCUGGCACAAUUAAUGGACAAAGUUUUGAGAGCAGUGCGCUUCGAACCAGAAGCGAUAUAUUGUUGGACCGAUUCCACAAUAGUGAUACACUGGAUAAGGGCUACAGACAAGAACUGGAACGUCUUCGUCACCAACAGGGUCAGCGAAAUUCAUCGGCUAUCUCAGGCAAGCAGUUGGUUCCAUGUCGCCACAGAAUGCAAUCCAGCUGACUACGUAUCCAGAGGCUCUUUGCCCUCAAUCUUAAUCGAUGCGGUUCUCUGGUGGUCUGGUCCACCAUGGCUCGAAAGGGAAAUUCAGAAUUGGUGCACAA